Manis pentadactyla (Chinese pangolin) is the source of this 618-nucleotide messenger RNA. RefSeq names its product general transcription factor IIH subunit 5 (gene GTF2H5). Gene Ontology annotation, cellular component: transcription factor TFIIH core complex; transcription factor TFIIH holo complex. Gene Ontology annotation, biological process: nucleotide-excision repair; nucleotide-excision repair, preincision complex assembly; transcription initiation at RNA polymerase II promoter. The coding region runs from base 145 to 360 and encodes 71 amino acids. NCBI's taxonomy places the organism in Eukaryota, Metazoa, Chordata, Mammalia, Pholidota, Manidae. The transcript has 4 exons. The record is from RefSeq and is a predicted model, not a curated record.
UUGUCGGCAACGCCGAGGCGCGGGGCGUCGACUCACGAGCAAGAAGGAAAGUGGGCUCAGAUCCUGGGGCAACGUGAUUUAUUUGGUAAAGGAACGCAGGAUCUGAAGACCUGCAUUUUUAAGGUCAUCUGCACCUGGGAAGAGAUGGUCAACGUCUUGAAAGGAGUGCUGAUAGAAUGCGACCCUGCCAUGAAGCAGUUUCUGCUGCACUUGGAUGAGUCAAAUGCCCUGGGGAAGAAGUUCAUCAUCCAAGACAUUGAUGACACUCAUGUCUUCGUAAUAGCCGAGUUGGUUAAUGUCCUCCAGGAGCGAGUAGGUGAAUUAAUGGACCAGAAUGCUUUCUCUCUCACCCAAAAGUGAGAAUAUCAGAUAAUGACCUCUUAGGAAUCACAAAUAACAAACAUGAGAAAAUAUCACCAUUCAAUAUCCUAUGUGACUGAUGAGAGAAUUGCUAAGGAGCAUGCUAAAGGAAAAACUGGUGUCAUUUGUUCAGAAAAAAGCCCCUGCACUGAUUUUCUUCCUCUUUUUUCAGUACAUGUACCCUAGAAUUUUUUUAAAAAGCUCUAACUGUUGGCUGUAGUUUGGCUUUCACUAUCCUUUAUUAAAAUAUAAAUGUAA